GUCGUGUCUAUGUAUAUUGAUAUCAGUGAGAGUUUCAUAGUGUGACUGGCUAUAUCUUCUAUAAAGAUAAUAAAGAUCAAAAUGGAAAAUGAUUUUCUUGUUUCAAAAUGAAGAAUGUGGUUUUCCUGGUUUGACCAAAACAAAGAUGGGAGAGUUUGUUCUGAAGACUUAGAGACUUCUAGGAAUAAAUUUGCCAACCUUCAUCAUUUAAAUGCGCAGCGGAAGAAGGUUGCUAUGGACACGUUCUCUGCAUGGUGGACUGAGUAUCUAAUGUGGGGAAAGUCUGAAAUCACGGAAGCCGAGUUUAUUGAGUGUCAAAGAAGGGCAUUUGAGAUCGAUAAAGAAGAAUUUGGAAGACGAAUGCUUAAAAACGAGGAAAUAGUAUGUAAUUUGAUGGAUACGGAUGGUGAUGGAAUGAUUACAGAGGAAGAUCAUAUUAUCAUGUUUAAAUCGACUGAACAUAACGACGAGGCUGUUGACCGGAAAUGGUUCGAUGCCUAUAGUCCUGUUGAUGGGAAAGUUCCGGUGAAAACAGUGGUUGAUUUUUGGACACAACUUCUUACAUGCGACGAUGACACUAAACCAGAUGCGCUUGUGAAACUGUUUAAGGCUGGCAUUUAAUCGCUUUCAGAGACUCUAUAGUAGUUUCAUAUAAACAUUGUGAUUACAAUGAACCUUUUAUAGCUGAAUGAAGUCUAAAGUUGAAAUAGAUCGCAGUAUAUUAAUCGGUAUAUAAACCGUUAACAUGCUAAUUUUGAAGAAUAUUCUAUAGAGGUAUAUUUAGAAAUCUAAAAAAGCCUUCCGAUGUAAUCGCUGUAUAAUAAAGAGCAUAACGUGUACACAAAAA
Messenger RNA from Mercenaria mercenaria, 847 nucleotides. RefSeq names its product sarcoplasmic calcium-binding protein-like. Gene Ontology annotation, molecular function: calcium ion binding. Bases 115 to 621 code for a protein of 168 amino acids. The transcript is spliced from 3 exons. The record is from RefSeq and is a predicted model, not a curated record. NCBI's taxonomy places the organism in Eukaryota, Metazoa, Mollusca, Bivalvia, Venerida, Veneridae.